Messenger RNA from Cotesia congregata, 4191 nucleotides. The record is from the annotation of a GenBank genome assembly. NCBI's taxonomy places the organism in Eukaryota, Metazoa, Arthropoda, Insecta, Hymenoptera, Braconidae.
AUGGUCUCUGAGUCCGAGCCUACAGGGAUCCUAGCGGGACGCCCUAUUGGUGCUAGUUCUAGUGCUAGUACCUGUUAUAAUAGCAAUAAUAAUAUUAAUAAUAAUAAUAAUAAUAAUAAUAAUAAUAUUAAUAAUAAUAGUAUUAAUAAUUCGCCGGGAAAUUCACAACCGGCGCAACAUCACACUAAAGAUAAUAAUGCCAAUAAAAACAUUGAGACUUACGAUGUCGACGAGAGGCAUAUGUCCAAUCUAUUGGUCAGGCCGAGCUGGACAGAUGCUGCCAUUGCCCUGGAUCAAGUCGAAAAGGGCAAGGCAACCGGUCAGAGGUCAAAGCUGUGGAUUCGAGCGAGGUUUCAAGAUCAUCUCAGUCGAAUAGCGGACUUUCUCCAGAGAAACGCUGGCAAGGUACUCUUUGUUACCAUCCUGAUCCUUGCGACCUUGAGCAUUGCUGUCAGAUGCGCCCAUUCCCGAAACAAAGUCGAACAAUUGUGGAUUCAAGAAGGCGGAACUCUCGAGCGAGAGCUUAACUAUGCGGAGGACUGGCUCGGAGAAUCGGCCCCACAGACUCACCAACUGAUAAUUCAGAUGCCAAAACAUUCCGGUGCAAAUGUCUUGAAUCCGCAAGCGCUCAAGGAACACCUCAAUAUUAUUUCACAAGCUAUGCAAGUCACUGUCGAGAUGUUUGAAGUAACGUGGAGUCUCAGAGAUAUUUGUGUUAGGAUGACGAUACCAGAUUUCGAUAAUUAUCAUAUUGAACAGAUUUUUGAAAAAAUGAUCCCGUGUAAUAUUAUGUCACCGCUGGAUUGCUUUUGGGAGGGAAGCAAACUCAUGGGACCAGAAUAUCCUGUAGUAGAGUACAUGAAAAACACCAACGAGACAAUGAUAGCGGGGUUUCCGUUUUACAUACUUGAAGAGUACAUGAAGAGGGCUGGAAUAACGAAUGCGUAUCAAACGAAGCCUUGCUUGGACCCCACGGAUCCACAUUGCCCCGAGACGGCUCCGAAUAAAAAAUCCCGGCAACCGCUGGACGUCGCAGGAGAAUUAACCGGUGGCUGUCACGGGUUCGCGACUAAAUUUAUGCACUGGCCCGAGGCGCUCUUGAUCGGUGGUGCUAAACGCAACAGGACUGGACACUUGAUGCACGCCGCUGCAUUGCAAACUGUCAUACAGUUGAUGUCCGAGCGCGAGCUGUAUGAUUCAUUAACUGAGGACUACAAGACCCACAACAUCGGCUGGACCCAGGAGAAAGCUUCCCAGGUGUUGGAAUCCUGGCAGCGCGCUUUUUUUAACACUGUUAAAAAAUUACAGCAGCACACUCAUUAUCCUAAAAACAGUUCGCUUUCUUUGUACAACUCGUAUGCAUUCAGUACUAUUACUAUGAAUGAUAUCAUCAGUAAGCACAGUGAAAUGUCAUUGAAAAACGUCGGCAUUGCAUGUGGGCUUGUGAUACUUUACUCAUGUAUCGUGCUGUUCCACUGGCAGAACCCAAUGUUCUCCCAAUCCGGCAUCGGUCUGGGCGGAGUGAUCCUCGUAUGCGCAACAAUAACAGCCGGCCUUGGCUUCUGUGCUGUUUUAGGACUCCCCUUCAACGUAAUCACCACCCAAAUCCUUCCCUACCUCCUUGUAGGUCUCGGUUGCCACGACACAUUUUUAAUAACCCACGCCGACGCUAGUGAUUCUUGUUCAGCCGUAACAGUAGGAUCCAGCGAAGAAACAAGACCUCUUUCCUCACCAGCUUACUCUCCAGUCCUAAUGAGCGAGUCUCACCGUACCACAGUAAUCCUAAAGCGCGUUGGAUUAUCAAUCUUACUAAAAGGCCUGUGCACUGCUUCAGGUCUAGGAAUCGCAGCAAUAAUUCCAAUCCCAGCUCUGAGAGUAUUUUCCUUAAAAGCAGCAGUUCUUUCAAUCUUUAUCCUCAUUUCCAUGCUUAUCGCCUUCCCAGCAUUGCUAAGCCUGGACCUUCGUCGUCGAAAAACCGGCCGGUGGGAUAUUUUAUGCUGCUGUUUCCUCUCUUCAAAAACAGCAGCUCGGAUAAAUAAAAAAACUCAUAUUAUUUACGAAAAUAAAUCUAAUAACAUCAGAAAUCACGUCACGGCAAACAACAAAAAACAUUACGCAGAUUGCAAACGCGUUGACCAAAACGAAUGGACUGACUCUAAUGAUGACAACAAUAUAAAUAGAAAUCACAAAGAAAAUUACGAAAAACACGGAGAUAAUUACGACGAAGUAGACAUGAAGGAGCAGAAAAAUCUGCAACACCAGCAUUACUGUCACCACCAUCAAUAUGAAGACACAAUAACUUGCUGCGGAGACAGAAGCAAAGAUUGUCUCCCGCUGAAAUUUUCCCUCCGAAAAUUCGCUUACAUGCACUACGGGCCCUUCUUAACAAACCCUUUGACAAAAGUCAUAGGCAUGAUAAUGUUCGCAAUCAUCCUGAUAGGCAGCGUCUUAAAAGGAAUGAACAUAGAAGAGGGACUAGAACUGGGUGACUUGGUACCUCAACAUUCAAAAGAGCACGCAUUCCUUGAAGCUCAGUCAAAGUACUACGGAUUUUACAGCAUGUUUGCAGUAACUGAGCGUAAUUUUGACUACCCUAACAACCAACAGAUGCUCUAUGACUACCACGAUGCAUUCACAAGGGUGAAGAAUGUCAUUAAAAAGGACGAAAGUUCCCUACCGCAGUUCUGGCUGAGUCUCUUUAGGGACUGGCUUAAAGGUCUGCAGGCUGCUUUUGACAGAGAUUAUAAGAACGGAUGCAUUACGCAGGAAAGGUGGUUCAAAAAUGCAAGUGAUGAAGGAAUUCUUGCGUAUAAAUUGCUAGUGCAAACAGGCCACGUUGAUAAUCCAAUUGAGAAGCAAUUGAUUUCUUCUGUAAGGCUGGUUGAUUCUGAUGGAAUAAUUAAUCCCCGGGCUUUUUAUAAUUAUUUAAGCGCCUGGGUUUGGAAUGACGCUUUGGCUUACGGAGCUUCCCAGGCUAAUUUAAGACCUGUACCGAGACAGUGGAUUUUUGUCAAUGAUGAGGAGCUCAAAAUUCCCAAAAGUUCGGCGAUUGCUUACGCGCAAAUUCCUUUUUAUCUUCAUAGAUUAAAUUCAACUGCUGAAAUUACAGAGUUGAUAAGAAAUGCGAGGAAUUUGUGCACGAAAUUUGCAGAGUUGGGUCUUCCUAAUUUUCCGUAUGGAAUUCCGUUUAUAUUUUGGGAGCAGUACAUGAAUUUAAAGCGCUGGUUGUUGAUAGCGUUUUUCUCUGCUAUUGGAGCGAAUAUGUUAAUUGUUGGGGUGCUGCUAUUAAAUGCUUGGGCAGCGAUGCUGGUUGGAUUAUCUCUUGGAGGAAUAGUUGUCCAGCUGUUUGGAUUGAUGAGCUUGUUUGGAAUGAAAUUAAACGCAAUAUCUGCGGUGUUGUUGGUGAUAAGUGUUGGAAUCUCUGUACACUUUACCGCUGAUAUUUGCUUGAGCUUCGUGACCUGUGUUGGGAACAACCGAGACCGGAGAAUACGCCUGGCUUUGGAACACAUGUUCGCUCCGGUAAUUCAUGGGGCAAUUGUCACCUUUUUGCCGAUCAUCAUGCUGGCGUUUUCGGACUUUGAGUUUAUUGUACGGUAUUUCUUCCCUGUGCUGUCUAGUCUUAUUGGAAUCGGGCUGCUCAAUGGGUUGUUUUUCUUUCCAAUUCUGCUGUCGCUAGUGGGGCCAAACUCGGAAAUUACUCCACCACCAGCUCAUCCGGAUAGAAUUGCGACGCCUACGCCUCCGGCUUCGCCGGAAAUUACGCGGCGCAAAAGACACCACAGAAGCUCGCAUCAUUCUGAAGGACCUCCCAGGCGGCCUCAUAAAAUUGAUAAUAAUAAUUCCAGGCAGUUACAUCAAAUGCACUCUGAGCCUUCGUUGACUACUAUUACUGAGGAGCCUAAUUCUUGGCACAGUACUCAAGAAUCUUGUAUUAUUGUUCAGCCGGAAGUUAAAGUUGAGACAACGUCGACUUGUGGCAAUCAGAAUUGCAAUGGCAAUGGCGGAGCUUCAGAUAAUAAUGGAACAUCAUCUGUACUUACAUCAACUCCUCACAUUAUAACAACGACAAAAUCCUGUUGCAACAAUAGUAGUAAUAGUAGUAGUAGUAGUAGUAGUAAUAGUAGUAGUAAUAGUACAAAUACUAAUGUCAGCGAAAAAGUAUUUACUGGUAAUAAUUGUAACAAUUAA